Spirometra erinaceieuropaei is the source of this 11365-nucleotide messenger RNA. The record is from the annotation of a GenBank genome assembly. Lineage: Eukaryota; Metazoa; Platyhelminthes; Cestoda; Diphyllobothriidea; Diphyllobothriidae.
AUGACAGACACUCUUCCUAAAGCCCAUACAGCGUGCCCCAAAGAGCUGUUUGCGCACUAUGUUCCACAGGAGGGGCUCCGGAGUCAGCCUAAGACGUUCGCUUCCUCGACAGAAGACUACCCCAAUGAACACUGGACCUCUGAAAUAUAUCCUGUCUUCACUAUACCGCAGUGUCUCUCCGUGAUAGAUCAGCGAAAACGAAUGCACAUCAACGAAGUGGAGCGGGACGCUGGCGAAUUGAUGUCUGAGGUGGGAGUACCACUCCGACCGGUGCCUCCAUUAAAAGAAAACCGGGCACUUGAUUCAAAAGGAGUCCAGGCCACGACUGAUGAGUCGGUGAACACCACCUCGAAUUUGACGUCCAAACAGCGCCUUCUGCGUGAACAGGUAAGCCAGUAUUUUUGAAAAAUUUUCCAACCAAAUAGACUGGGUAGAAAAAAGGUUGGGUUACAGUUAAGAGAGAGAGAGGAAGAAUUCGCUUUAUUUUGAAAUCGUAAAUUCAUAACUUUCAGCAAAAAUUGGCCCCAUUCACUAUAGGCAGUAAAUAAGUUAAUAAAUUAUUAUUGUGUGAAGAAGUUAACACAAAAGGAACAAUUGUUAUGAGGACAGUUCCAUUCUUGGCUUCUGUAUUUCUAUCUGUUCACACGCAAGAUAGCGCGCCAGGAAUGGUAAUACAGAAGCUCGAAAAGCCGAUGUGCGACAAGACAUAAGUCGGAAGCUGCGGCGCAUCGGGCGGGAAGACUUCGCAUAAAUAAGAUCCGAAUGCGAGGGAUGGGCAACGUCAUCUAUAAUCCGACCAGGAGAUUACUUGAUUAUAUUGAAAUGUCGUUGUAUGAUAGUGUCGAGUAAAGAUAUGAAACACCAGCAGCAGAAGAGAGCAUGCAGAGGACUCGUUUUAAAAUUAAAAGAUCCUUUUUGAGCAAAGCAGGAAAAGUGACAGGAGAGCAGUAUAGAAUAAGAGGAAGAAUGCAGGCCUCGAUUAAUCGCCAGACUAAGAGUUGAGAUGCGUUGUAGGAACGUAAACGAUGAAUUUAAUAAAGAGGUUUACGAAAUUUAUUAAAAAUGGACUUAAUAUAAGGGAAAAUGAAAGAUUUGAUGACAGAGUAACGCCAAGUUACCCGAAAAAGGAUACCUCGUUAGGCAGUAUGCCAGAGGAUUCUGAAAUAGGAAAGUGUCGCAGUCGGAACAUACACUGAACUUGUUUUUGGUUGUUCAUUAGCAGACCAUUUUCCUCCGACCAUACUAGCACAUGGUUAAGGCCAUCCUUUAGAGACUGGAGGCGUGUCUGAUUUUUAAGAAGGUGUCCAACAACCACAUCAUCAGCAUACUUAACUAAAAGACAGUCGCUAGGGCAUCUUAUAUCGUCGGUGUGGAGGGAGGAAAGGUGAGGGGAUAGAAUGGAACCUUUAAGAAUUUCGUAGUCAUUGAGAAGGACCAUAGACUUCCGUUUGCCAAACUGGACAAAGUAAGUGCGGAAAGUAAAAUAACCACUAAGCCAAGAGACGACCCAGCCUGGAGAGCCGCACGCGGAUGUUUUGGUAAGUAGAAGAGGGCGCGGGACGAUAUUGAAAGCGGAGGAGUAGUCAAGAAAAGCGCAUGAGUAGUCACCGCCGUCCUUGUCUAAUUCCUUUAGAGCAGAAUGCACCACAAGAGCAACGACAUCUAAAGUACUGAAUUUGGCUUUGUAUGCAACUCUUUUAGAAAGCUUUAGUAGUGCGGAGGAACAGGCAAUUGGACGAAAAAAUUUAGGAUCAAAAUUGGCGGGUUUAUUUGGGAUGGGUGUGAUUCUCACUGUACGCCAGGCGUUGGGAAUAUUGGACUCCAUGAAAGCUAUAUUAAUAAGGGCUAUAUGAGAACAACAAGAUUUAAGAAUAAAAAACGAGACACCAUCUGGUCCGGCGGCUAUUGAUCCAAGGACCUUUUUAAGGCGUUUCACUACUGCUGCCACAGACACGGGUUGGAAAGCACACGGUGAUAGGGGAAUGUCAUCUGAGGGAAGAUGGGAGUCAUUGUGACUAGAUAUAAAAUUUUUAUUUAAGGAGUCUAAAUCAGCAUCCACAUGUACCAGUGUGUUGAGAUGGCCAGUGAGACGCUAAAGAUUCUUCCAAAUCUCAGCUGAGGAAGGGGGAAACGGGGGGAGAAAUAAGAGGUAAAAAGUUGACUAACAAACAGGCUAUUUAGCCUGUCAAUCUCUGUUAUUAUUAAGACGAUAAUAUCCUUAAGGCUGUCGCGUAAGCCUAGCUUGUAAAGGAGUUUUUUUACAUCCUAACGAUUUCAGAUACGGGGAAGAAAUUCUAUCCGAGCGUACCCUUACAGUAUCGAGACGACAACGAAUAUCAACAAUUUCAUUUAAAAACUCUGUUAGGUUGGAAGAACAGGAUUCAACAUACGAUUGUUCAAGGAAAGCGGGGAUAGUACAAGAAAUGCAAGUCAGAGGCAGGAGAAUUUUUUGUGCGGACGUGUUGUGAACCUUAAGCUUUCGCUCAGGCUUGGCUAGCAGUGUACGUUUAGAAGAGGAAUCGAUUUUUGUCAUCUGAGGGAAGAUGGGAGUCAUUGUGGCUAAAUGUAAACUUUUUAUUUAAGGAGUCUAAAUUAGCAUCCACAUUUGAGUACUCAUCAGAAAAGUACAUUUACGGCUCAAGAUUUGAUUAGUAGCAUAUCAACGUCUUCUUCUUCUAUGACUACUGUGUCGUGCUGUGAACAAAAAGACCGGACGCAAUCUGGCAACACAACAUGCGCCCUCAUGAAUUGAAGAAUCUGACUAUUGGUUGUUUGUCGUUAUUAAAAAAGACAAGGGAGACUGAAGUGGUCAUAAGAUGAAGAUGCCAUCGCUGGAACAAGAAAUGAUUGGCCUAACGUUUCGGAUUCUCACUCGAAUCCAUCCUCAGAGACAUUCACAGAUAAAGGUAACGGUGGCACCAGGAGUGCAGUAUGUAUAGAACCUGGCUGCCGUUGACCGUAUGCGCACUGCAAUUAACAGUUCUAGAAAUCACCGCUGGGGUCGUAAUCGAUGUGGUGGUGGCUUGUCGGUCCGAGCCCGAGUCGUUAAUAGCCGCGAUCUCGUCGUCCGCGGUGGAUGCUGGCGUGACGAUCGCUCGGCAAAUUGGCUCACUGUCACUGGGAUAAUUGCUCGCCCGCGCCCUCCUCACGUGACUGAUUCUCCUGCCCAGGGAAAAUCUCAGCACGUAAUAUGGUAACGGGAGGUCAGUGUGCUUGGUGAUGGAUUGCGGGCCUGAGAACCAUGACUCGAGCAGCUCUCGGCUCACGCAGUUGUCAACCUUUGCGAGGAUUUCGGCCUCUUGAUAUUUGAAAAUAUGGCCGGGUCCCGACGAGUGUGCCGCCACCUGAGAGCUAGCGUCUCCGCGCCUCACUGCUGCUGCGUGCUCGGCAAUUCGCGUACGGAGUAAUCUCCCAGUUUCUCUAACAUAGUUGCUUUGUCCGCAGCUACACCAGAUCCGAUAAACGACUCCAGGCGUUUCCUGCCGUGGCAGCGGGUCUUUUGGCCUCAUGACUUGGCGCCUAAUGGUUGCUUCCGGCCUGUGCACAACCCCAAAUCCAAGUGGAGUGAGAAGACGACUGACGGCUUCCGAGACGUUCUUCACGUACGGAAGAGCCCGCCAAAAUUUGGGGCCGGUUGGAUUUGGUCUCUGGUGUCCUUUUCGUAUACACUGGUUGACAAAGUUGCGCGGGUAACCAUUAGCUCUCAUUACCCGUCGAAGAUAUUGUAAUUCAGCAACCUUGUCUUCCAUUUCACUGUAGUGCGUCUCAACGCGUCGGUAUAGCGCCCUUACGCAACUGCGUUUGUGACUGAUCGGGUGGUUGCCAUUCAAGUUCGGUAUUUGCGUCGUAUUUGUCGCUUUCCUGAACACUUUGGUCAGGAAGUGGUCAUUUCUGGCUUAUUAGUCGUCACCAGCCAGUCAUACCCAAUCCCUAAAUGUGGCACACCCGAGGCUCGAACUCGCGACCUGUUAGUUAGAAGCCCACUCCUCUAACCACUGGGCCACGAGGCCGUUGUCCUGUCGGUUUCGAUAGGGAAUAUACGAUGGUAGGGGGCGCUCACCGAUCGUUCUUACGGAAGUCACUCGUUCCGUUGUGCCCUACAGGCUCUCUCUCGAGCCCAACCAGCAGCCGCACAGCGACGCAUGAUAUACACAGUCGAGAGAGAGGAAGAGCCCGUAGGGCACCACGGAACGAGUGAGUGCCGUAAGAACGAUCGGUGAGCGCCCCCCUACCAUUAUUGGUUGUUUGUUUAUACAAGACAAAUGCAGCCUGGACUAGAGAAGAGAUAAUACCCAGUGAGUAAUGUCGCAUUAAUUUUUGCAUAAACCCCCUUUGUAUCAUCGUGUUUCGUCGAACGGAUGCACGUAUGAGCAUAAUUACAGUGCCGUAAAAGAGAAACUGACUGCGAACACUUGAAAUAUAGAUACGCAAGAAAGUGGGCAACGUUAUAUACAGACAUUGGCAGUCGUUUGUGUAAAAUGUAGGGCAGCGUCUUCAAAGUCUUCCUCCCCCAAAACCGAAGGUACUGCGAGUAUUGUUUACUGACUGUGAGCAUCGUUAUACGUGGGUUUUUGUAUGCAUACGGGCAUAGGUAAAGAUGUCAAUCACAAGUGUUGUGAUGGAGGGCCGAGAGUCAACGCUCGGGGAAAAGAGCGGAAUUGGGGGCCAGAGGUCAUGUGACCAAAGCCGAACACUGUCUCACCGAUGCGCCCGCGAAGCUGAAUGCUGCUCACCUGAACAUCAACGACCGAUCAGUCCACCGGCUGACGUGGGAGGGGCCAAGCGGCACGUUGAUUUGACCACAAUUACGCCGACCCCAAAGGGAACAAAGGUCACGCAGGUCUGUCAGCGGUCAGCCCCGGGGGAGGUCUAAACCAGUCAGCGGCAAACAGGCAGGUCAAAGUUCGUGCGCCCAGCACGACUAUAAUACGAGGCAAGCGGCAAGACUGAACAACUCAAGACCGGAAAGUGCAACAAUUACGCUACUCUGAUGAUGGAAACGAGGAAGUUUCCGAGACGUCAGUUCGAAUACAAUAUGGUCCAUGAAUUCGCCCUCUCUUCUUCUUCUUCGUCUUCUUCGGGAGAUAAUGAACGCGAUAUAUAUAUAUAUAUAUGUGUGUGUAUGUACGAGGUACGCGAUGAUUUACAUAAAAAAGAGUUAACUUACUUAUGCCGGUUUUUCCCACUCAACCGAUACCCAGUCAGUUUUGUGGUAAACUUUGUCAGACACCAGAGACGACCACAAAGUCUCGACUUUGCGUCACGGAAAUUCUACUCCCUGCCCUACAUGCCAAGAAUUUCCAUAGCGACGGCCCGAAAGUUAAGUCAGUUUGGAAUUUCCAUCGUCCAGACAGCACAGCAUUAUCCCAAGUAGACAAACCCGUACCCAAGGAACAACAAACAUAUGCCAUAUACGACAUUCUAUGUCCUAACUGCCCUUGAGUUUAUGUCGGCCAUAGCGGCCGACGGGUUGAGACCCUCAUUAAUGAACAUAUACUAGCCAUCGGCCGACAGGACCCCUUGUCUCUCGUGUUUGAGCACGUCCUCCAGUGCGACCAAAGCUCCAGUGGAGGCGCGAAUGAAGUGAUUGUCAGUGCUAACACCAAACGGGCGCGACAAGUUCUCGAAGUUUAACAUCCAAUAUGAGCGGCACCAUGUCGAUUUGGACGCUCACUACGAGGGUCUGCAUUCACAACCUACUGAUGUGCGCCCAUUAUAAAACAACAGCUGCCAGCUAGUGCCUGGUCACAUAGAAUUUCGCUGAUUCGGCAUCUCUCUGGCGUGGCAAACCACAGCUAAAACUCUCAGCAACCCCCAUAAACCUCCGGCAUCUACCGCGUCAGGUUUUACCCCCUCAUAUGGACGUCUGUCUGUCGGUAUAACCACUGCGUCGCCAAGCCUUCUAAUGCUGUUAUCCCACUUCCCACCAUUAACUGCGUCUGACGUCGGCCUAGUGUAACCAGCCUGAAAAUGGCAUUUUCAAGGACUUCCGUCAUUUACUCCAAACAAACUGACUGACUGAAAAUCCAUCAGUAAAAUUUGAUUUCCUGCCGGGUCUUAUUCUUUAUAUAUACGUGCAAAUGGUAGCGGGGGGCUCACCAAUCACUUUAACGGAACUCACUCGUUCUGUUGUGUCUUAGGGACUCUAUCUCGGGCCCAACCAGCAGCCGUACAGCGACGCAAGAUAUAGGCAGAAUGGCAUCACCGACAAAGAUAAGGGAGACUGGGAUGGCCAUUUCUCUUUUAUUAGUCGUCGUCAGUCAGUCAUCCCCAACCCCGAAGUGUGGAACACCUGGAGCUUGAUCCCGCGACCUGUUGCUAGGAGUUCCGACACCCUAAUCACUUCCCAGUGGUCUGGGGUUUCUUCUUCUUCUUCCUCCACCUCAUUGUCAUCCUCAUCUACUUCCCAGAAACUAUCACAGUGGGACACAUGUUAAUUCGUGCACGUCUUCGCUUUUAGCGCACUCCUUCGAAACCAAAACAAUACCCAAAAGUCGUUCCCUUGCUGAAUGGAGGUGACGUUGAUGAACCCAGUAUCAACUGCGGUACCAAACUUGGAGGACUUAAAGAAGCCAGUCAGUACUCGACCUCCAGUCGCUCUGGACACAAGUCCCGCAUUGACUCGGAGGGAUCCCGCACGGGAACUCCCCAGAGCUUGGGUAAGUUUGAACCUCGUCACAAGGAAGGAGCUGCAGGUCUGACAGGGGACAGGCAGAUCAAAUCCAUUCUCAGAAAGACUGUUCGGACAACCUUCCAUGCGCAGACUUCUCGUCCAUUCCUUCUAGCCGGUGAGUUCUUCACUUUGACUGAGACAAUCUCACUUUCUGUAUUGCCUAAAACACGCUUCUUCUAUGACCGCCGAGCAUUUUGGAAGAAGACCUAAUUCGGCCAAUCGAGAUGGCAGUGGUCACUUUUAGUUUGUUUACUGUCAUCACUGUAACCACUGAAUCAGACAGAGCCGAGGCUUGAAUUCAGGCGUAUGUCUCUCUGUUGCGAAUGAAUUACAGCAGGUGUGCUAUCUCAUGAAGUGUUGACCGAAAUUGUGAAAUGUGCUUUCGCCUCGAAAUGAUUACUAAGCUAGAGUUGUAUAACUAAUCAUCGUGCAGCAUAAUUCUAUAAUGAAUCAGUUAUCUCAAAAUCCUUGGUUUUUAACGAGCUUCUUUUCGGCUGCAUUUAAAAACCAGACUGUAGAAGUGGCUACUUAAGUAGCGUGCACUUUCACCAUUGAUUUUCGAUGCCUUUGUAAAUUCAAAUAUGUUUCAUAGAAAACAUGAAUAAAAAAAUCAUUUUUACUCAUUCGGUAGCCAAUUACUUCAUCUUCCAAUUUUAUACUUGGACAAAAUGUGUAAUUUGGUUUUUAUAAACUUUUCCGAUUCCCGUCUAAUGUUGAACAAGACUUGCUGUUGCACUUGUAUUUAGGGUUUUCGAACAACAAGUCGUAUAUUUUCCGCGUACAAAAACCAUACAUUUCUCUAGGGUAUUAAGAGGAGAUCGUAUGGGGGUCAACAAAUUUAUCAGUGGAUUUGAGCCAUAUUGUAAACUUAAGAAGCCACGUUACUUAAUUCAGAGACACGAUGUUUUAUGAACGGGCAUUUCACGGUAUUAAAAGAUCUCACAAUUAGAAACUUUUAAAAACCGAAUUGUACCCUUUUUUCAAGUAUAAAAUUGGGAGAUGAAAUAAUUUUCUACCCAACGAGUAAAAGAACGAAUAUUUUAUGCUUCCUUUUAUUAAAUAUAUUGGAAUUUACAAGGACAUCGAAAAUCAAUGAGGAAGAUGCAUGCUACUUAAUUAGUUAUUUUUUACAGAGUCUAGUCUUUACUUUGAUAGAGCCUAUUUCAAUUUCCGACCUGCCUUACCACUCUUAUUCUAUGAUGGCCGAGCAUUUUGGAAGUAGACCUAAUUAGGCCAAUCGAGAUGGGCUGUUUGCUGUCAUCACCCCAACCCCCGAAUCGGACAGGGUCGAGGCUCGACUUCAGGCUCGUGUCCUCUGUGUUGCGAUCGAAUUGUAUCGAGAAAUAAUUUUGAAGAUGGUGCACACAGGUUAAUGCGGAAAACUUGAAAUACUUUCCGGCAGAGAAUUAACUUAACGGAGUUGUUAUAAGUUCCAUCAGAACAUUCACACGAAUGGAUCAUAAAGAGGUUUCUAUGCAAUUCAAAGACAUACAUCAACGCAAUGGAAAUUAGGAUUUGAUAGAGCGGAAAACGAUGCAAUAAAAAGGAUGCGGUUGCGGUAGAAAAACGAUCCACCUGACUGGGGUUGCUGACAUCAUUAUGCCAUCAUGACAGCCGGCAGGGAAUGUAGCUCCGUGGGCAAAUGCAGAGAUGGACUGUAGAGAAUGAUAAAACAUGACAGAUAUGAAGUGCUCACCGGAUCAGUGGAAUUGAGCGGCUGAAGUUUCGGAGGGUUUGGUCGGCUCACCAUUAUCAAGGCGUUUUGUGCAGAAAAAUCAACCAGAAUUUUGAACAAACGGCCGAAACGCUUUGGUAAUGGAGAGCCGAUCAGGCCCUCUGAAACGUCAGCCGCUGAAUUCCACUGAUCCGGUGAGCCCUUCGCAUGUCUCAGAUUAUCGACCCGGAUCUCUUACAUUUGCUAGCCUGAUGCUGAAGCAGCAAGAGCGGGGAGAGCGCAGUUGUGCGAGGGGGGGGGGGUGCACCGACCGUCUUUAUUGACACUCUGUUACACCAUUCAUUCCUGGAUUCCCCUAAACGAGACUUGCCUCUUCGUUGGAAGUACGGGCAUAAGUGAGAUCCUUGCUGCCAUGACCUUCAGGUCCCGUCCCCAAUGGAACGAGAAGAUAGACUCUAGUUGAGACUUUAUAUCCUGUACAGAACAAGUGAAAAAGGGGCUGGAAGGAGUUGGUAGCCAGAGGAAAGCCUCAUCGACACCGGGAGAGCGGCGUCCAUGGUUGGUCAGGGAAUGUGUCAAAGCGUCCUAUGACAGGGCAUGUUUGACUUGACCUUGAAUCUGAUUGGUUAACUGGAAAGCUGAGUGGGCGAAUGCCAGACAGCCGUGGUGCACACGUGCGGACACUGACAGGAGGCCCAGCGCUGCGACAGGCGCUUGGAGUAGGGCCACUUCAACGGUCCAAUCCUAGUCCUUUUUGGUUAGUGGCCUCAAUGCUCUAGUCAUUGAGAUGUCGCCAGCACAAUGAGUCCCUGACUCAGUGGUCAUAGCGUUGAAUCUACUAAUCCAAAAGAACCCAUAUUCAAACCACAGGUGUCCCCAGUUCUAGGGUUGGUUAGUGUUGGCUGACGCCAGCCAGUAAGCCAGAAAUGGCCACCCAUAUCUCCCUUGUUCUUGUGCAUACUUGAUUACUGCCCACAGAACACAAGCCAAUGACUCGGUGGUUCAACGCAAGCCCAUGUUCAAAUUUCGGGUGCGCUCGACCUGAAGGACUGUCGACGGAGGCUGGACCAGACCUGGCAACUCAAGUCGCCCCUAAAUCUAAUCAAUUAUUGAUUGCUCGUCACUUCUACACCUUAAAUACGGUCAUUAUUUGUAUGGAGACUGGUUUCCUCUGUGAGCAAGAUACUGUAACCAUACAGACCUAUAUGGAUGGCUUCCGAAGACUGUUGAGAGAAAUGUCUGCUUGAUAAACGCGGUCGUAGCUCCUUUCAGGAAGUUGCGCCUACCGCAAAUGACGAUGCACAUCGUCAGAAAAAGGAAUGAUUAGUUCAUUUUUUCGGGGCAGUGUGAUACGUGCUAAUCGAGUUCGAUGCAGUAGACAGAAUGUCGGCCCUUGUGCAUUGUAGUCAGUCUUUGAUGGACGGUAAAAGUAAUGGCGGCGAAACGUACACAAGGUAACGUCGUCAGGAAGACUCAGAUUCGCCUCAGAAUUAGGAUGAUUUCCUCGGACGGGAGUGUUUUGCGGAGCCCUUAUGACAGUGGACUCAUAGCGUGUACGCAUGGCUUGGCAACGAUAGGGUGAAGGACCUCAAUUUACUGUCUGCAGACUGUAGACUGUGCCAUACGGGAAUCGUGGUGAUGGGAGGGGGGUUUAGGGGUGGGCAUCACACCGAACAGUAAGUUGACGGAAUGCAGGAAAAUAUAGAAGACAGUCGAUGACAAAAGCUAUACUUUCAAGUAACAGGAUGAAUGCAUGCAGCUACAUUAUCCAGCUGGAUAUUCCAUGCAGUUCCGUCUCGAAAGACUGCCUGAUCAUUGAACAGCUGAGACUAUACCCUGUCAGACUUUUUUUGGUCUUUAAAUUCAUGCCCGGUUGAUCUUCGUUCUUUGUUUCUCCGCUCUUGGGUACAACUGCCUUUCAUCAAUAUCCAAUUAUAUGGCGCAAGAACAUGCAUCAGGACACGAUCCACAGUCUACAGAAAGCUAAUUGAGGUCCUUUAUCCUACCGUUGCCCAUGACUCUUCUAGUUUAUUUCAAUGUUUUCUGUAAUGAGGUUUCUUUCGAGAAUUGCGUGAUUUUGAUAGAAUGAAAUUUCUACUACACUUAAAAUAUUUUAUAAUAUUAUAGAUCCAGUAUAUGUGGGUCAACUUUCCUCUGCAAAUUUGCGAAUGAGGUUAGAGGUUUAAGUGACUCGGAUGUGCAUGACGGAUUGCGGAGCAGGUCAUGAAAAUAAAUUUCAACAGAAAUCCGUGAAUUCAUCUUAAAUCGAUUUUUUGUGACAAGGAAUGGACAGCUGAAAAAGAGCAUAUAUAUUUUGAUUAUUGAUCAUGACUUAAAUUUCCCCUCGCCUUUAAGCAGAAAGCUCUGGACUCGAACAUGGAAGGCGAGGAGAGCGUCUGACAGUGCCCCCCAGCUCGAUCAGCAAAGCCGACCAGCCUUCAAUUCCAGAUGACGAUCGUUGGGCUGUGACAGCCUCUCCGAGGAUGUCGACAAAAUCCCGAUUUCCUGGACCGCAGGACCGUCCAAAGACUGCAGGAGCGCUUGACACAUCAAUGAGAUAUAGGGCUUCCCCCGUUAAUGCUGCUGCCGCUGCUGUUCCUGCUUGGCGUGGCGUAGCAACAACACAGAAAACAUCACCUACACCAUCGCGACCCUCUCUCGUUUUGCCACCCAAGUCCUCCCGAAAUCCCAUGAUGUCGGAGCAGACUUAUGUGCUCAUUCACAAUCGCACCAGCAAUCAGAAACAGCGUAACACCUCACCCUUCUCCCCUGUCCUCUUGAUGCCAACCAGUGCACGUCGCAGGAUCUCUGCCUCCCCGGUUGCCUGCUCCGCCGGCCAGACUCGCGCCAAAACCCAUUCGCCCGCCUGGCGGGACCUGCGGUCCAAUCGCCAGUUCUCACCGCACCAGCGGCCACUGACAGUGCGGACCACGUGCGGGUCAGGUGAGAGGCGGCAGAACCAGCAACAAACUCUGCCCCACUUUCGACCCCUGUAUGCCUCCGUCUUCGAUUGCUGA